Messenger RNA from Rotaria sp. Silwood2, 282 nucleotides. Lineage: Eukaryota; Metazoa; Rotifera; Eurotatoria; Philodinida; Philodinidae. The record is from the annotation of a GenBank genome assembly.
AUGUCACAUUCUGAUGAAGAAAGCACAAGUGGAGAAAAUCUUGAUGUAACCGAUCUAUCAAAAUUUAAGAUCUUUCAUUGUCCUGGAGUUAGCUACGCCAAGCAAUUUAUCAAACAUGGACAACUACUAAAUCAUCUUUCAACUGGUAAAACUAUAACACAUUAUGAACAAACAUCUUUAUUAGAUACAGCAAAAUCGUUGUAUCAAUAUUUAUUGGAACGUUAUUCAACGCAGCCAUUUUCUUCAUUGAAGGAUCUUAUGGUAACUCAACAGGUACAGUAG